This is a messenger RNA of Micropterus salmoides (largemouth bass), 7479 nucleotides long. It is a transcript of the gene adgrb2, whose product is annotated as adhesion G protein-coupled receptor B2. Gene Ontology annotation, biological process: cell surface receptor signaling pathway; peripheral nervous system development; adenylate cyclase-activating G protein-coupled receptor signaling pathway. Gene Ontology annotation, molecular function: G protein-coupled receptor activity. The transcript is spliced from 35 exons. Bases 780 to 5792 code for a protein of 1670 amino acids. The record is from RefSeq and is a predicted model, not a curated record. Gene Ontology annotation, cellular component: plasma membrane. NCBI's taxonomy places the organism in Eukaryota, Metazoa, Chordata, Actinopteri, Centrarchiformes, Centrarchidae.
CUCUGUCCUCCGCUUGUGAAGCGACUGCAGGGGAGCCAGAUGCCCGACUGUGAGCCGCUGCCUGUGGAUACCUAUCCCAAAUGCCAGAGCAGGCGGGAGCCACAGACACAUUUCACCCUCUGACAGGAAAGAGGAGUGAAUAGGGGCAGUGAACGGAAUAAGAAUGCUUUUUUAAAAUAUAUUUUUCUUCCCACCCCCCUUCCUCUCUCUGCUUCUGUCUCUGCUUCAAAUGAAGAGCUUCCUUGGACUUGGAGUAUCGGGCAUCAGUAGAAAAGAAACCGUUAUCCCACUCUGCCCCUGCUGCUGCGGCGCUGCUGUCUGUGAGCGCGUUCUCUCCUUGCAUUGGAAUAUACAGCGUGCCUAUAUGCGCAAAACCAUGGAGAUUAUAUGACGUGGAUUUAUUUUUGGCACACAACUGGACAUCUACAAAAGCGACGUUCCCUCUUAUUUUCAUUUUUUAUGUCUUUUUUGCGUUCUUCUGUUCCGCUUUCCUUUGAUCUAUGGCUACUUUAUGAUUUCACGUCUUUAUAGCGAUCUUUCCUCAUUUUUAUUUAUUUAUUUUUUACACUUAUUUUUUGGUCCGUUUCGGAGGCGCAGAAGUGGAAUGCCUCGCAGAGAACAUUCGUGCAGCGCAGUCGCGUGGGUGAAUGAAUGAGUCUCCCUCUCCAUCUGAGACGUGCCAUGGAUGGAAAACUUAAUUUGUAUCCACGGAACCGAUCGGGGAAUAGCCGUCGCAUCAAAUAACUACUGCUGACAGCGAUCAGGACAAAUGUCAUAGGAUGAACACUGCUGGUGGGGUGUGUCUGUCUGUGCUGUCCUCUCUCCUGGCUGUGGCUGGGGCCCUGGCUGCCGUGUCUGCCCUCACUCUAGCGCCUCUCUCUGCCCUGGCUGAGGCUGCCUAUGGGGCUGCCAAUGGUGUCCCCAGCACCGGGGCAGAAGGGGGCCCCUCGGCCAUCUCCUCACCAUGCUCCAGCCUUGUAGCUGGGGUGCUCUAUGGCUCUUUCUCCCUAAGGGAGCUCUUUCCCUCCAGGGCACCGGGCUGCUCCUGGUCCCUGGAAAACCCAGACCCCACCAAGUACUCCCUAUACCUCCGCUUCACCCGCCACCCUAUCAUCUGCCGGACACACUCCCCCAUGCUGCUCUCCCUUGACCACCACCUGACCAAUCAAAGCUGUCCCCUUCACUUACAGACAGCUGCUGCAAGGGAUCAGGAAGUCAUCGAUCUUUGUGGCAGCCAAUCCAACUCAGAUGGACCAUACUCCUUCCAACAGUUUGAUAAGAACUUUGUCCAACUAUGUCUAACAAGACAUCCAGCUGCGGAUAAGCCUCAGGUAACUAAGGAAUUGCUGGAGCUGAGACUGGUAGAGGUGUUACUCAUCAACAACGAGAACUCCAGUCAGUUUACCUGCGGCGUGCUCUGCCGAUGGUUUGAGGAGUGUUUACGCACAGGUCACAAUGGAGACCAGGAGGUUUCUGACGGAGAUGGUUGUGGGAUGACCCAGACAGGAUGUAUCUGUCCAAACCACAACAUCAUGGCACCACCUAUUCCCUUGCUCCCGGAGACACCACACAGUUUCAGCAAUGGUUCGCUGGUUCCUGAUGACUGCUGCGUUACUGAGCUGCAUUCCAAUGAAGCAAUCGCCAUAGCACCCAGAGAUGUCCGACAAGACCCAUAUGAUGAUGAUGAUCUGAAGGUGAAGACCCAAAGACCACGAUCAGCUGACCAGCCAGGUGUGUUUCAGGCACAGACAGGUGACCCCGCAGCAGAGGAGUGGUCACAGUGGAGUGUGUGUUCUCUCACCUGUGGGCAAGGCUGGCAAGUGAGGACACGAUCGUGUGUUUCUUCUCCCUAUGGAACACUGUGCAGCGGUGCCCUCCGGGAAACACGCAUGUGUAACAACACCGCUUCCUGUCCAGGAGAACCUGGGGUCACAGGCUCAGUGCAUGGGCUGUGGGAGGAGUGGUCGUCAUGGAGUCUGUGCUCUGUGACCUGUGGGCGGGGCUCCAGGACGCGAACCAGGAAGUGUGUGAACGGAGGCGGGGCCGUGGCUUGUGGACAGCCUGACAUUCAGACCAAACUCUGCAACAUAGCAGUGUGUCCUGUGGAGGGCCAGUGGUUGGAGUGGGGGCCAUGGUCGAGAUGCAGUGUGACUUGUAACACAGGAACCCAGCAGAGGCAGAGACGCUGCAGUGCAUCGGUGCACGGCUGGGCUGAAUGUAAGGGCCCCCAUCAGGAGAGUAGAGACUGCACCAACCCUUCCUGCAGCGGUGGAGGUAACUGGGGCAGCUGGAACCACUGGAGUCUCUGCAGUAAGACAUGUGACUCCGGUUGGCAGCGUCGCUUCAGGAUGUGCGAGGGCACCGGAAUACAGGGCUACCCCUGCGAUGGCUCGGGAGAGGAGGUCCGGUCUUGUAACGAGAAAAAAUGCCCUGCUCCUCAUGAGAUAUGUAAAGACGAGCAUCUUCUCUCUAUGUCAUGGAAAAGAGCCUCAGCUGGAGAAACUGUCUACAACAAAUGUCCAACUAACGCCACUGGAUCUGCUAGUCGUCGUUGCAUGCUGGACAAUAAUGGAGUUGCUUUCUGGGGUCCUCCGAGCUUCGCCAGAUGCAUCUCACUUGAAUAUAGAUAUUUACAUUUAUCUUUACGAGAGCAUCUCGCGAAGGGUCAGAGGACCCUGGCUGGGGAGGGCAUGUCUCAGAUCGUAAGGAGUCUCCUGGAGCUCUUGCAGAGGAGGAGCUACUACAGUGGCGACCUUCUCUUUUCCACGGAGAUUCUGCGAAAUGUGACGGACACCUUCAAAAGAGCAACCUACAUCCCAGCUCCCGACGACGUGCAGAAAUUCUUCCAGAUAGUCAGCCAUAUGUUGGACAUGGAAAAUCUAGAAAAAUGGGAAGACGCUCACCAGGUCGCUCCCGGUGCUGCUCUGCUGAUGAGGAUAUUAGAAGAUUUCAUUCACCUCAUCGGAGAGUCCCAGAAGCCUUUCCAGAGUUUCCUUGUGGUUACCAACAACCUCAUGAUAACCAUCCAGCGAGAGCCGGUGUCAGCAGUUUCCAGUGAUAUAAACUUCCCCAUGAAGGGCCGGAGAGGGAUGAAGGACUGGGCCAGAACAGCAGAGGACAAGCUCUACAUCCCUAAAGAGGUCUUCACCAUCCAGACUGAAGAGACAGAGGCAGAAUCACUGACAACCAUGUACUAUGUCAUCGGAGCCAUAUUGUACAGGACGUUGGGCGUCAUCCUACCUGCACCAAAACCCCCUGCAGUGAUCAACUCCAAGAUCCUGACAGUGACAGUACGGCCAGAACCGCAACCCAGCGAGCCCAUGGUGGUGGUGGAGCUGUCUCCACUUAUCAAUGGUACAUCGGAUCCUCAGUGUGUUGUCUGGGACUAUGGCAACCCGGAAGCUGGCGCAGAGAACUGGGGCACAGAAGGCUGCCAAACGCUCGCGUCAACCACUGUCCACACCAAAUGCCUGUGCAGCAGGAUAUCCACCUACGCCGUGUUAGCGCAGCAAGCUAAAGACCCGGACAUGGGUCCUACCAGCAUGCCCUCUGUUCCCCUCAUGGUGGGCUGUGGGGUCUCCUGCACCGCUCUGCUCAUCCUGCUGCUAAUCUACGCUGCCUUCUGGAGGUAUAUCCGUUCGGAGAGAUCCAUCAUCUUGGUGAAUUUUUGCCUCUCCAUCUUGGCCUCCAAUUUAUUGAUUUUGGUGGGACAAUCUCAAACGCUUAGCAAGGGCCUCUGUACUGUGACUGCUGCCUUCCUGCAUUUCUUCUUCUUGGCAUCCUUCUGCUGGGUGCUGACAGAGGCGUGGCAGUCCUACCUGGCCGUCAUUGGGAAAAUGAGGUCACGACUCAUUCGCAAGCGUUUUCUGUGCCUCGGCUGGGGUCUUCCAGCUCUAGUUGUAGCAGUGUCAGUAGGUUUCACCAGAGCAAGAGGUUACGGCACAGCCAGCUACUGUUGGUUAUCCUUGGAGGGUGGCUUGCUUUAUGCCUUCGUCGGGCCAGCUGCUGUCAUUGUAUUGGUGAAUAUGCUCAUUGGAAUUGUGGUGUUUAACAAGCUCAUGUCUCGAGACGGCAUCUCAGACAAGUCUAAAAAGCAGCGAGCGGGUGUCCCAGCGGAGGCGCGUAGCCGGCUGCUCCUGAAAUGCUCCAAGUGUGGCGUGAUCUCGAGCACCGCUCUGUCCAGCUCGACUGCCAGCAGCGCCAUGGCGUCUCUGUGGAGCUCCUGUGUGGUUCUUCCUCUCUUGGCAUUAACCUGGAUGUCAGCAGUCCUAGCCAUAACCGACCGUCGCUCCACACUCUUCCAGGUCCUCUUUGCCGUCUUUGACUCUGUCCAGGGUUUUGUCAUCAUCACCGUCCACUGUGCAAUGCGACGAGAGGUGCAGGAUGCUGUGCGCUGUAGGAUGGGGGGAUGUAAAGAUGACAGCGAAAACUCACCAGACUCCUGCAAGAAUGGACAGGUGCAGAUCAUGACGGAUUUUGAGAAGGAUGUGGACUUGGCAUGUCAAACAGAGAGAGGACACCCAUUCAUAUUCAAGGAGGUGAACACCUGCAACCCGGCCACCAUCACUGGCACCCUUUCCCGUAUUUCCCUGGAUGACGAGGACGAUCCCAAGCUGUCAGCCCAUCAGGAGGGGGGAGUGGGGGUCAACUUCAACUCCCUCCCCGGGAACAUCCCCCCUCCCAACCUCAUCGUACAGGUUCCAACGCUCGGCGGCCUCAAUGAGUUGAGCGAGACGCCCCUAAAGAAGGAGGUGAAUGUGGAUCAGCAGAGACAGCAGGGGCAGCAACGCAGCGGUGCUCCAAUCUACCUGUGCACUGAGAGUGGCCUGGGCUGGGCUCGACCGCCCGCUUCCUCCAACACCUCCCAGGACGGAAGUGCUGGAAGCGGGGGAAGUGGAGGGGGAGGAGGAAGUGGCGGAGGCGGGGAGGGAGACUACAUGGUCUUGCCUCGUAGGACGGUCAGUCUCAAACCUCCAGCACCCUCCUCCCAAGGAGGAGGUCUGGGACUGGGGGGUGAGGACAAGCCUCUCAACAUUGCAGUGGAGGACCCCCCCUUCCCCCCGCCUCCCUCUCCCCUGACCCUACACCCAGCUGAGAGUGAGGCCUACCCUGCGGAUUUUGUGCCGUCCAGUGUGGGUGACAUGAACAUCACCAUGAACCUCAACCGCUCCUAUGGGACGAUCAAAACCAUGCCCCACGGGCACGGCCACAUGAUGGCACAGGGUAGUCUUGUACACUCCCACGGAGGACACAUGCACUCCCACGGGCAUUCGCUCCAGCUGAAGCCAGGCCAGAGGCCGUCGGUUAGACAGAUUCUGACAGGGGGGACCACAGUGGAAAGAACCAGGACCCUGCCUCGCAACCUGGGCAGCACUAAUGCCAACACCAGCCACUCAGCAGGAUCCCUGGAGAGGAAAAGAGUACGGUACUCUGAGCUGGACUUCGAGAAAGUGAUGCACACUCGCAAAAGACAUUCUGAGCUGUACCAUGAGCUCAACCACUCGUCCAAGUUCCACACCAUAGACAGGUAUAGCAGGGACCCAGCCAUGUCCACAUUGAAGAGGGGAAAGCGAUGGAGCAUUUCGUCUGCCGGAGGUGAAAAGAACUCGUUGAGUGACAAGUCAACCCCAGAGGACCAGAGCUCCUGGGACAGCUUCAAGACCAUGACCCCCGAGCUGUCCAUCGUGCCUGGGGAGCAGAAGGACCGGAUGGAGCUGCACAAUAAAAACUGGGACUCGUCCUCCGCCAACACGCCUGACUCCUCCGAGGGAGACUUCCAGACUGAAGUGUGAAGACGCACAGACGUACAUGCACUCACUUGGACACACUCAAACUCAUGCCGAAAUACAGAUGCACACAGAGAUACUGAACUUCUGAAAAGCUAUACAUAACGUAAAUGAUUUUUCGCAAAGAUCUCACACACACCGCUCCCCCGUCUCCUGCAAUGUGCUCUGCUGGAUCCCAUACUGUAUUUGUUUACUGCUGCAGUGGACAGACAUGGAAAGAAGACUGUUCUACUCUAUAUUUUCGCAAAGACUAAUGAAAAGAAAGAACAGGGGCUUGACACGUCUGUGACUGACGGAGAUUUUUAAAUGAACUUUAAAAAAAAAACUAUGAAAAACUUAUUUCUGAGAAAAAUGUCUUGAUUUUAUUCUGGAGAAAAAAGAAAAUCUCUUUCAAUUGUUUGAUGAUUUGGGGGGGAAAAAAGAAAAAGAAGAAUAUUUCUGCACCGUUCAGUUCUUUUUAUAGCAAGGGGGAAAAAAUCUCACUGAGGUUUCUCACACUGGUAGCCCCCCUAGGCACCCUGCUUUCAUUUAUUUCCUCUUCCCUUCUAAUGGAUGACGAAAGCAUUCUAUCUCUCAAGUCUUUCCUUUUUUUAUUUUCAUUUGUUUCUUUUUGUCAUUUUGGAUGGAUAGGGCACAGGGGAAUGGGCAAAGAGCUGCUCAUUGAUAUGUGCCAUCCACCCUGCUUUUUUUCAGGUUCCAGUUCAACAAUCCCAUCCAUCCAUUCCUCUCACAUCCUCUGUGUCAACAUUGUAUUCCCCCGUUUUGUGUAUUUUCUAUGCUUUAGUUACAAAAAUGUCCUCCCCUAUGCUUUGAAACUUUUAAUGAAAAAAUAAUACGAUUGAAACAAAUAACUGAGUUGUGUUCUAUGGUCUAACUGUUCAAGAAGAAUUGAUUUAUUUUCAGACAGGUUUGUGCUUGUGCUGGCUUUUUUCUUGUUUUUUUUCUUUUUUUCAUUUCCUGCGAGAAUGAACCCAUGUGGAACUCUUAAAAAAAAAAAACAAGGAUUUAGGACACACACAGCACAUAAACGUGAGCUUGCUUUCUGAGGUAAGUGCGUGUUAUCCACCCAUGAGGGAAAAGAAGGAUAGUGAACGUCAUACAGAUUCCCGCUGUUUUUUCCCCACCUACUGCUUGGAGAUAAAAGCCUUUAAACCGUGCAACAUCUGAAUCCAUUUCAGCCAUCACCAAUCACUGUAAUGCCAGAAAAACGGUACAGAAACGUAUGCUUAGGCUGCUUAGAGUGAAACAUCGAUCGGUUUAGCGGCUACCGCAGUCUUCCCUAGUUAUUGAGGAAAUAUUGUUAGCUUCACGUAACCUGAGGAAUUUUUAACAUGUGACACCACACGAGCCACAUUUUGUUCAUUCUGUCACAAGAAUCCAAUCAGAUUUAAAGAGAAACACGCCUUCCUUUGCUUUCCUCUACCACCUACUUCCCGUUUCCCCUUCUCUGUUGCUCAUUCUGCCCACCCAGCGCCGUGCAACAGGGAGGCAUGAAAUCUUAAUGUUUGCAGUGAAGCCAGAUGUAUAAUUCCUCAUUCACAUGGAGACCUGUCAGUGUGAUUGUAUCCCUGCGCUUGAGCACAGCAGCUGCAGAGAAUGAGAGUGAAAUACAAAGACAGAAGGGGGAGUCACAGAGGUUAUAAGGCUACAAGGUGGCAGACUAAAGAGGGCAAAAAAAAAAAAAGCCAGUGGA